AUGUUGGGAACGGAGGAGAUAUUCGUACCGGGUCUGAAGGAUGAUACCGUACAGGGUGAGGCAGAUGACUUGUCAUAUCUCGGAGUGGCACCAGAAGCAAAACGAUCUGUUUCUAUCCCUCUACUCUCAACAGUUCUACUUUCUGUGCUCCGUGUUAUCUUUGUGAGCAGUAAGCGGCUUGACAUGAUGCGUUGUACGGUAUGUAUGCGGGAUGUACCAGUUGGCAAAAUGGUGCAGUUCACGCCUUGCUUACAUGUAUUUUGCAAGGCUUGCGUGGAUCGAUGGCGGCUUUUGAAUGAAGAAAAAUUGGGAAAACCAAGAAGUCCGACCAGUCCUUCUAAAAAAACCCUUACGCCUGUGAUUUGCCUGGCCUCUAAUUGCUACUCAGUAUAUGAAGGAUAUUACGUAAGACGUCUGAACUGGAAACAGUGCGAUAGUCCGUUUUGUUCUCGAAAAUUGUCAGCAGUCCGUUUGGAACCCUUAUCAUGUGAUCAUAAUUUAUGUGUGACAUGCAUGGAAGGAUAUAAACGAUUAGCAAAUCCUGUUUGUCCGGUUCAGGGUUGUCCCGGUAAAGCAAAUGAAGAUGAUGAUGCAGAGAUUUGUGAUGGUAUUUGCAAGCAACUCUUAGAACAAGGCAAAUUUGUAACCAUGAAGUGCUGCCAGGCAAAGAUAUGCAAUCAGUGUUUCGAAGCGAUGUUCGGGCGUAAAAUUACGGCAGGUAGUACUAUUUGUUCUGAGGAGAAAUGUCCAUUUGAAUGUGUUCGAUUAUCUGACUUCAGUGAACCGGUGAUUAAGUGCACAGUUGGGUCUAGGUGUAAUAAUGUGGCAAUUAAUGGUUUUCCUUCGAAAGGGGAAUGUGACCACACUGUUUGUAUGCGCUGCUUGGAGGAAAUGAUCGAGGAAUGUGAAACAGUUGGUUCACUGCCACAUUGUAAUAACCAUUUGUGCAAUGCUCUAUACGGUACUGAUUCAGUAAUGGCAAUGCGUGCGAUGUUUCCUCACAAAGCUGCCUUUUUUGAAAAACUUUGGUUGGACAACAAAUGGUGCUAUACAAUCAAAGAUGAAACAGUCACUGCAUUAAAGCUUUCGACUGAGUUUAAAUCAGCAGACCGAUUUUGCGAGAUUAAUAUUAGACUUAAUGAUGAAAUUGAAGUUAGAAAACUUCCGUUUGAUCGUGAAGGAACAAUUGCUGAUUUGUUGAGAGAAGUAAGAAGAGAGCUGAAAAUCGCUCCAGAAGAAAAGGUUUUAUUUUUCUGUAUUAUUAGAUUAAAAGUAUAUGGAUAUUACUUGAUUCGAUCAUCGAGCCUGGAAAACCAUUUGGACAAGCCAGCAGAAAGAUUAGAAUUGAGCAGCGCAGCUAUCACUGAAACGAUAGGAAAAUUGAAUCUUUCACGGACGACAACAAUCGUAGUCGAUACAGCUGGCAUUGUUCAAGCUAAAGAAGAAGAAAUGCUUACUCAGUGA
This is a messenger RNA of Thelazia callipaeda (thelaziosis nematode), 1464 nucleotides long. The record is from the annotation of a GenBank genome assembly. Lineage: Eukaryota; Metazoa; Nematoda; Chromadorea; Rhabditida; Thelaziidae.